AUGGCACACGAUGCCGGCGCCAGCAGCAGUCGACCUUUUUUGACGACAACUGCAAGCCGUGCAGGGGCCUCUUGCCGCGCUGCGAAGCACCAAUCACUGCUCUCGCAGGCCUGCCCGUCCUCCCGCUCCGUCGGCCCGGCCGCGCUGCGGCACCUGCAUGUGGCGCCGGUGCGACAGGCGCACACAAACGCUUUCGUUCCGCCUCACGUCGACUGCGCUCCGGCGCUGGGCCCUGAAGGCGCCACUGUGCCGCUGGCGCCGUACGAUGCCGCUCCUCUCGCUGGCUCUGCUCCGGCGCACACCACACAUCUCGUCGUCGUGCCCCUGCAGCCUCGCGCGCCAGACCAGUGGCCCUCGCAUCUGGCGGCAGCCUCGCCGCUCUACGCCGAGCUCGAGUCACGCUGCCGCGCCGGCGGGAGUCUGGCUGGCUGCGAGCACGACGACGUGGCGACGGCCGAUGCCGGGAUGGUCGACCCGCCGCUGCGUGCCUGGGACCCGACCGCGAGCCGCUUCUCGCGAGCGCCACCCAGAGCAGAGCAGGAGCUCUAUCAGCUGCGGCUGUACCGCGCCGGCAGAAUUGCUGUGCUGCCGCCGCUCUCGCUAGACUCGCUAGACAGCCAGCCUCUGCCUCAGCGCAUCGAGGAUGCAUUCGCUGCCUCGCGCCUCCAGACCGCCAAGCAGCGGCGCGAUGAUGCGGCCGACAUCUUCGUGUGUGCACACGGCGCGCGCGACUGUCGAUGCGGUGUGGCCGGCGCAGAGGUGAUCGAGAGCCUGAUCGGCGACAUCGUUGCGCAGCGUGAGCAGGUGCGCGUGGAGGGCGGAGCUACGAAGCGCGUGAGGGUCUGGGCCAUCAGCCACGUAGGUGGUCACAAGUGGGCAGCCAAUGCCAUCGUUCAGCCGCACGGCGACUGGUACGGCAACCUGCGCAGAUUCGACUCGCCGCUGCUCCUGCGCUCCGCGCUCGCCCCUGCCACGAGCUUCCACGAUGUGCAGGAUCGGCGCGAGCGCCUGGUGCACUGGAGCCGCUGGCGCGGACGACUUGGCCUCAGCGACCAGGAGACGUACGACAAGCGCGACGAGUGGGGCGGUGGAGGAGUGCAGACUGCGUCUUUCGCACCACGAGCACGCGUUGCGCCGGCGCCAUUGGACAGCGCCGCGUCCCAAGUGCCGGCGGGUUCCGCUGUCACGCCGCAGGCUGCCGCAGACGUCGAGUCAGCGUCUGGGUCCGGCAAGGACCAGCUGCAGCUGCACUUUGUCUCGUGGGAGGGCGAGUCCUUUGCCGUGUCGGCUGUGGCCGGCGAGACGUUGAAGGAUGUCGCCAAGCGCCAUGGGCUCCCGAGCAUCGAGGCGACGUGCGGAGGUGUCUGCGAGUGUGCCACAUGUCACGCCUACAUCGCCGCACCGACGGGCGCACAGGAUGCCACUUCGGCGCGCGACCGCUUCGCCCUGGAUGCAGCGCCGCCAGACGAGGUCCUUGGCGCGGCUGCCGUGCCGAGCGAUGCGGAGCUCGACAUGCUCGAGUAUGCCAUCGGACGGCUGGGCAGCAGCCGGCUGUGCUGUCAGGUGCCGGUCAGCGCUGCCCUGGCGAAGUGGAUGCAGGACCACGGCGGACGGAUCGUGCUGCCACGCUUCUGAGUCCGAACAGGCUGCGUAGCGAAUGGCAUCCCGUGUGCAAGGAGAUCCGAGCUGCAGCUCAGUAGCGGGCAGCGCUGCCCACCCACGUGAG
Tilletiopsis washingtonensis is the source of this 1726-nucleotide messenger RNA. RefSeq lists its product as hypothetical. Bases 1 to 1635 code for a protein of 544 amino acids. The record is from RefSeq and is a predicted model, not a curated record. The transcript has 4 exons. Gene Ontology annotation, molecular function: iron-sulfur cluster binding. Lineage: Eukaryota; Fungi; Basidiomycota; Exobasidiomycetes; Entylomatales.